AUGCAGGGCGACGACUCAGACGGCGCGAUCGGGGGCGAGCGAGUGGCCGCGCUGAGAGCGGUGCAAGCGCGCCGGCAGGAGCUGCUGCAGGCGUUGCGGGCGUUGGAUGAGGAAGAUCGACGGUUGAGAUUAGGCGAGGGGCGAGAGACGGAGGGGGAGAGACGGAGAGAAGGGGGUGAUGACGGAAAGCGGAAGCAGGAGACCCGAGAAGCGGAGUGCGGGCAAGCGGGCGGAGGGAAGCGCAGCGGCGGAGUGGAGAGCGCGAGCGGAGCGGAAUCGAAUGCGCGCUCGCUGACUGGUGACGGCCCCGCGAUUGGGGCGGUGGAGGGGGGGAAUGGCGGGGAUAGAGUCGAUGGCGGGCUACCAAGGGGGAACGCAGGAUUUGAGGGAGCGGGAGCAGAAGCGGGUGGCGGGGCGGGCGAGGAGGGGCGCAGCUUCGAGGCGGAGCAUGCGUUGAGCGCGCGGGAGGUGCAGCGCUACUCGCGGCAGCUCAUGCUGCCGUCGUUCGGCGUCGCAGCGCAGCAGCGGCUGAGGCGCGGGUCAGUGCUGGUGGUGGGCGCGGGCGGGCUGGGGUCGCCGGCUGCACUCUACCUCGCGGCGUGCGGCGUGGGUGCGUGCGGGGGGGCGAGGGGUGGGGGCAGUGAGGGUGGUGAGGGCAGUGGGGCAGGGCGAGUGGGGGGACAGUGCGGGCGGGUAGUGGGGGCAGUGGGUGAGUGUGACGUGGAUGUUGAUGGUUGCUGCGGGCGGCACCAUGUUAUGGUGCUGGUUGGUUUGGAGGACGACGAGUGGGCCGCGGCGCUCCAUGCCUGUGGACUAACGUGCUCACCCUUCCUUCUCUCCUCUCUUCCUCACUCCCAGUGUAACACGCUGUGUUCUCAUGCAUCCCACAUGCCAUUCCACCCGCAUUGCUGCUCGCCCGUUGCGUGUUUUGUUGUGGCAUGGCACGGAAUGGCAUGGCAUGCAGGGCGCAUAGGCAUCGUGGACAGGGAUGACGUGGAGCUGUCCAACCUGCACAGACAGGUAUCCCCUCUCCCCCAUGCCUCUCCCGCCAUGCCUCUCCCCGCCAUGCCUCUCCCCGCCAUGCCUCUCCCCGCCAUGCCUCUCCCCGCCAUGCCUCUCCCCGCCAUGCCUCUCCCCAUGCCUCCCCGCAAUGCCUCUCCCCGCCAUGCCUCUCCCCGCCAUGCCUCUCCCCGCAAUGCCUCUCCCCGCCAUGCCUCUCCCCGCCAUGCCUCUCCCCGCCAUGCCUCUCCCCGCCAUGCCUCUCCCCGCCAUGCCUCUCCCCGCCAUGCCUCUCCCCGCCAUGCCUCUCCCCGCCAUGCCUCUCCCCGCCAUGCCUCUCCCCGCCAUGCCUCUCCCCGCCAUGCCUCUCCCCGCCAUGCCUCUCCCCCGCCAUGCCUCUCCCCGCCAUGCCUCUCCCCGCCAUGCCUCUCCCCGCCAUGCCUCUCCCCGCCAUGCCUCUCCCCGCCAUGCCUCUCCCCGCCAUGCCUCUCCCCGCCAUGCCUCUCCCCGCCAUGCCUCUCCCCGCCAUGCCUCUCCCCGCCAUGCCUCUCCCCGCCAUGCCUCUCCCCGCCAUGCCUCUCCCCCGCCAUGGCCUCUCCCCGCCAUGCCUCUCCCCGCCAUGCCUCUCCCCGCCAUGCCUCUCCCCGCCAUGCCUCUCCCCGCCAUGCCUCUCCCCGCCAUGCCUCUCCCCGCCAUGCCUCUCCCCGCCAUGCCUCUCCCCGCCAUGCCUCUCCCCGCCAUGCCUCUCCCCGCCAUGCCUCUCCCCGCCAUGCCUCUCCCCGCCAUGCCUCUCCCGCCAUGCCUCUCCCCGCCAUGCCUCUCCCCGCCAUGCCUCUCCCCCGCCAUGCCUCUCCCCAGCCAUGCCUCUCCCCGCCAUGCCUCUCCCCGCCAUGCCUCUCCCCGCCAUGCCUCUCCCCGCCAUGCCUCUCCCCGCCAUGCCUCUCCCCGCCAUGCCUCUCCCCGCCAUGCCUCUCCCCGCCAUGCCUCUCCCCGCCAUGCCUCUCCCCGCCAUGGGCCUCUCCCCGCCAUGCCUCUCCCCGCCAUGCCUCUCCCCGCCAUGCCUCUCCCCGCCAUGCCUCUCCCCGCCAUGCCUCUCCCCGCCAUGCCUCUCCCCGCCAUGCCUCUCCCCGCCAUGCCUCUCCCCGCCAUGCCUCUCCCCGCCAUGCCUCUCCCCGCCAUGCCUCUCCCCGCCAUGCCUCUCCCCGCCAUGCCUCUCCCCGCCAUGCCUCUCCCCGCCAUGCCUCUCCCCGCCAUGCCUCUCCCCGCCAUGCCUCUCCCCGCCAUGCCUCUCCCCGCAUGCCUCUCCCCGCCAUGCCUCUCCCCGCCAUGCCUCUCCCCGCCAUGCCUCUCCCCGCCAUGCCUCUCCCCGCCAUGCCUCUCCCCGCCAUGCCUCUCCCCGCCAUGCCUCUCCCCGCCAUGCCUCUCCCCGCCAUGCCUCUCCCCGCCAUGCCUCUCCCCGCCAUGCCUCUCCCCGCCAUGCCUCUCCCCGCCAUGCCUCUCCCCGCCAUGCCUCUCCCCGCCAUGCCUCUCCCCGCCAUGCCUCUCCCCGCCAUGCCUCUCCCCGCCAUGCCUCUCCCCGCCAUGCCUCUCCCCGCCAUGCCUCUCCCCGCCAUGCCUCUCCCCGCCAUGCCUCUCCCCGCCAUGCCUCUCCCCGCCAUGCCUCUCCCCGCCAUGCCUCUCCCCGCCAUGCCUCUCCCCGCCAUGCCUCUCCCCGCCAUGCCUCUCCCCGCCAUGCCUCUCCCCGCCAUGCCUCUCCCCGCCAUGCCUCUCCCCGCCAUGCCUCUCCCCGCCAUGCCUCUCCCCGCCAUGCCUCUCCCCGCCAUGCCUCUCCCCGCCAUGCCUCUCCCCGCCAUGCCUCUCCCCGCCAUGCCUCUCCCCGCCAUGCCUCUCCCCGCCAUGCCUCUCCCCGCCAUGCCUCUCCCCGCCAUGCCUCUCCCCGCCAUGCCUCUCCCCGCCAUGCCUCUCCCCGCCAUGCCUCUCCCCGCCAUGCCUCUCCCCGCCAUGCCUCUCCCCGCCAUGCCUCUCCCCGCCAUGCCUCUCCCCGCCAUGCCUCUCCCCGCCAUGCCUCUCCCCGCCAUGCCUCUCCCCGCCAUGCCUCUCCCCGCCAUGCCUCUCCCCGCCAUGCCUCUCCCCGCCAUGCCUCUCCCGCCAUGCUCUCCCCGCCAUGCCUACUCCCCGCCAUGCCUCUCCCCGCCAUGCCUCUCCCCGCCAUGCCUCUCCCGCCAUGCCUCUCCCCGCCAUGCCUCUCCCCGCCAUGCCUCUCCCCGCCAUGCCUCUCCCCGCCAUGCCUCUCCCCGCCAUGCCUCUCCCCGCCAUGCCUCUCCCCGCCAUGCCUCUCCCCGCCAUGCCUCUCCCCGCCAUGCCUCUCCCCGCCAUGCCUCUCCCCGCCAUGCCUCUCCCGCCAUGCCUCUCCCCGCCAUGCCUCUCCCCGCCAUGCCUCUCCCCGCCAUGCCUCUCCCCGCCAUGCCUCUCCCCGCCAUGCCUCUCCCCGCCAUGCCUCUCCCCGCCAUGCCUCUCCCCGCCAUUGCCUCUCCCCGCCAUGCCUCUCCCGCCAUGCCUCUCCCCGCCAUGCCUCUCCCCGCCAUGCCUCUCCCCGCCAUGCCUCUCCCCGCCAUGCCUCUCCCCGCCAUGCCUCUCCCCGCCAUGCCUCUCCCCGCCAUGCCUCUCCCCGCCAUGCCUCUCCCCGCCAUGCCUCUCCCCGCCAUGCCUCUCCCCGCCAUGCCUCUCCCCGCCAUGCCUCUCCCCGCCAUGCCUCUCCCCGCCAUGCCUCUCCCCGACAUGCCUCUCCCCGCCAUGCCUCUCCCCGCCAUGCCUCUCCCCGCCAUGCCUCUCCCCGCCAUGCCUCUCCCCGCCAUGGCCUCUUCCCGCCAUGCCUCUCCCCGCCAUGCCUCUCCCCGCCAUGCCUCUCCCCGCCACUGCAUGCCUCUCCCCGCCAUGCCUCUCCCCGCCAUGCCUCUCCCCGCCAUGCCUCUCCCCGCCAUGCCUCUCCCCGCCAUGCCUCUCACCCCGCCCCACUGCCCCGCAUGCAUCACCAACACACCACUUGCUGAUUCACACUCCCUCGUCCAGCCUUUGCUCCCACUUCCCUCCCUCCCUCCCUCCCUCCCUCCCUCCCUCCCUCCCUCCCUCCCUCCCUCCCUCCCUCCCUCCCUCCCUCCCUCCCUCCCUCCCUCCCUCCCUCCCUCCCCUCCCUCCCUCCCUCCCUCCCUCCCUCUCUCCCUCCCUCUUCUUGUUCUCCCUCGCGUUCUGACCUUCCUGCUGCCCGCACCUCUGCAUGUCGUGUACGAUGUGCUGGUGGACGCGUCUGACAACGUGGCCACGCGCUACCUCGCCAGCGACGCUGCUGUCGCCGCCCGCAAGGUGCGACCGACGGCACACGGGUGA
Closterium sp. Naga37s-1 is the source of this 4383-nucleotide messenger RNA. The record is from the annotation of a GenBank genome assembly. Lineage: Eukaryota; Viridiplantae; Streptophyta; Zygnematophyceae; Desmidiales; Closteriaceae.